AUGGCUUCCAAUCAACCUGAUUCAUCUCCUCCAGCUGUCUCAGCUGCUGCUCCUUCACCUGCUGCCUCUGCUGCCGCAACUGCUGCUGUUAGUGCGGUCCGGGCUCCUAUCCCCCACCUGCCGCUCCCUUCAUACACCGUCCACCAGUCUCAGAGGAAACUCUUUUCUGACACUGCUGCGUUUGCAAUCCCACCUCCUCCUCCCCUCGGUGCUGCUCGUGCGUCUGAUUGCCGCCGAGUGCUGGUGGUGCAUCGGGGGGAUAUCACCAAGUGGUGUGUGGACGGUGCGACUGAUGCCAUUGGCUCCAGGCUGGGUGGCUUGGAUGCAGCCAUCCACAAGGCAGCAGGCCCAGCCCUCAAGAAGCUUUGGUUUGAGCUGCCAGUGCUGAGGAAUGGCCAUCGCUGCGAAGCAGGGGACGCUGUGACCACAGGGUGA
This is a messenger RNA of Closterium sp. Naga37s-1, 435 nucleotides long. The record is from the annotation of a GenBank genome assembly. NCBI's taxonomy places the organism in Eukaryota, Viridiplantae, Streptophyta, Zygnematophyceae, Desmidiales, Closteriaceae.